AUGACUCAUUCGGGUAAUACAAAUGAAGAAUGUUGUUUAACACCUCUUGAUUCUGCUCGUUUUAUAAUGGAACGAGCUCGACAUGUUUCAAUAAAUAUUCCAUCUAUACAAAAAUUGGCUAUUAUGAUUUCUUCAGCAAUGAUGGAUGGAGAAUUUACACAAGAAGAUUGGAUUGGAUCAGAUGUUGGUCCACCAAAAGGAAAUGAUCAAUCAACAAUUGAUUGGAUAUUUUUAACAAGUACAUUGAAUUUUUCAUUUUGGACCGAUGAUAAUGAAAAAGAAACCUAUGCGAAAAAAUAUAAAAAUAAAAUAUAUUAUGGUUAUGAAGCAUUAUGUGUUGCAAUUAAUCAAGCAUUAGAUAAUGGAAUUGAUAUAUUAAAUGCUGAAUAUUAUUCACGUAUAACAAUAGAUCAAUUAGAAGAUAUAUUUCGAUCAACAGAAAAUUCUUCCAAAUUACCAAUGUUAACUGAAAGAUUAAAUGUUUUACAUGAUACAGGUUCAAUACUUAUUAAAGAAUAUGGUGGACAUUUUGCUCGUUGUAUUGAACAAAGUGGUGGAAGUGCUGUUGAUCUUGUUGAAUUAAUUGUUGAAAAAUUUCCAUCUUAUAGAGAUGAAUCUGUUUAUGAUGGACAACGAGUAAGUUUUUAUAAACGCGCACAAAUCUUAGUGAGUGAUAUAUGGGGAUGUUUUAAUGGUCAUGGUUUAGGACAUUUAACUGAUAUGGAUGGUUUAACAAUGUUUGCUGAUUAUCGUGUUCCGCAAGUUUUAUCACAUGAAGGUGUUCUUGUUUAUUCACCUCAAUUGAAAGCGAGACUUGAACGAAAAGAAGAAAUUCCAUUUGGAGAUGCAGAUGAAUGUGAAAUUCGUGCUGCUUCAAUUUUAGCUGUUCAUCUUAUUGUUAAUCAAGCAAAUGAAAAAAUUCCUUUAGAAAAAGAUACGGGUGAUGGUGGACAAAGAUUAAAUGCACCACUUGUUGAUGUUUAUUUAUGGAGAAAACGAAGACAACAAUCACAAGUUUAUGAACAAACACCUUUUCAUCGUACUCGAUCAAUUUUUUAUUAA
Messenger RNA from Adineta steineri, 1062 nucleotides. The record is from the annotation of a GenBank genome assembly. Lineage: Eukaryota; Metazoa; Rotifera; Eurotatoria; Adinetida; Adinetidae.